AUGGGCCUCUUCUCCUCCUUCCAAUCCGAAGAAGCCAAGCGCGCCGAAGAAGUCCGCACGGGAGCCGUCGCCCCUGACCGCAGCGAACGCCGCAAGUGCUGGGAGGCCCGCGACGCAUACUUUGGCUGCCUCGACCGCAACGUCAUCGUCGACGCCCUCAAGGACGAUGCUAAAGCCCGCAAGGCCUGUCCCGCCGAGAACCAGGUCUUUGAGCGGGAUUGCGCUGCUGCUUGGGUAAAAUACUUUAAGCAAUGGCGCGUAGCAGACCUCCAAAAGAAGCAGCGCAUAGCCCAGCUCGAAGCCGAAAACGCAAUCAAGAUGGACGUCACCACCACCUUUGCCGACCAGCCCUCAGCCCCCUCCUCCUCCAAGGGACCGACGCCAACAAAGGUCGAUCUGCAGGAUAUGCUCGCCUCGAGGAGGCAGUAA
This is a messenger RNA of Colletotrichum abscissum, 429 nucleotides long. RefSeq lists its product as uncharacterized. The record is from RefSeq and is a predicted model, not a curated record. Bases 1 to 429 code for a protein of 142 amino acids. Gene Ontology annotation, biological process: mitochondrial respiratory chain complex IV assembly. Gene Ontology annotation, cellular component: respiratory chain complex IV; mitochondrion; mitochondrial intermembrane space. The transcript is spliced from 2 exons. NCBI's taxonomy places the organism in Eukaryota, Fungi, Ascomycota, Sordariomycetes, Glomerellales, Glomerellaceae.